This is a messenger RNA of Molossus molossus (Pallas's mastiff bat), 7522 nucleotides long. It is a transcript of the gene ANKFY1, whose product is annotated as ankyrin repeat and FYVE domain containing 1. The record is from RefSeq and is a predicted model, not a curated record. The coding region runs from base 153 to 3623 and encodes 1156 amino acids. Gene Ontology annotation, molecular function: protein binding; metal ion binding. NCBI's taxonomy places the organism in Eukaryota, Metazoa, Chordata, Mammalia, Chiroptera, Molossidae. The transcript is spliced from 25 exons.
CAAACUUGAACCCAGUUCUCCAGACUCCCAGUAUAGGUCGCAGUGGUAACAAUUCAUCAAACAUUCUGAACAGCUGCUGUAUGUAUACCAGAUGCUAGCUAGGCUGGUGUUGGUAAAGCAAAGAGGAGGUGGCCAAGUUGGAGAAGCACUUGAUGCUUCUCCGACAGGAGUAUGUCAAGCUGCAGAAGAAAUUGGCAGAGACAGAGAAGAAAUGCACUCUUUUAGCCGCACAAGCAAACAAGGAAAACAGCAGUGAGUCCUUCAUCAGCCGCCUGCUGACGAUCGUGGCUGACCUCUAUGAGCAGGAGCAGUAUAGUGAUCUGAAGAUAAAGGUUGGGGGCAAGCACAUCAAUGCUCACAAGUUUGUCCUGGCGGCUCGCAGUGACAGCUGGAGUCUGGCCAAUUUAUCUUCCACCAAGGAGCUGGACCUGUCAGAUGCUAACCCUGAGGUGACAAUGACAAUGCUUCGCUGGAUCUAUACGGAUGAGUUGGAGUUCAGAGAAGAUGAUGUGUUCCUGACCGAGUUGAUGAAACUAGCUAAUCGGUUUCAGCUACAGCUCCUUAGGGAGAGAUGUGAGAAGGGUGUUAUGUCUCUGGUGAAUGUCAGGAACUGUAUUCGCUUCUAUCAGACUGCAGAGGAACUAAAUGCCAGCACACUGAUGAACUACUGUGCAGAAAUUAUUGCAAGUCAUUGGGAUGACUUACGAAAAGAGGACUUCAGCAGCAUGAGUGCUCAGUUGUUAUACAAAAUGAUCAAAUCCAAGACUGAGUACCCUUUACAUAAAGCCAUCAAAGUGGAGAGAGAAGACGUGGUCUUUCUUUAUCUAAUUGAAAUGGAUUCACAGCUCCCUGGGAAGCUGAAUGAAUUGGAUCAUAAUGGAGAUCUUGCUUUAGACCUAGCUCUUUCCCGACGACUAGAGAGUAUUGCCACAACGCUGGUUAGUCACAAAGCUGAUGUGGACAUGGUAGACAAGAAUGGCUGGAGCUUGUUACAUAAAGGAAUCCAAAGAGGGGAUCUCUUUGCUUCCACUUUCCUCAUUAAGAAUGGGGCUCACGUCAAUGCUGCUACCUUGAGUGCCCAGGAGACACCAUUGCACCUGGUAGCAUUGUACAGUUCAAAGAAACACCCAGCAGAUGUGAUGUCUGCGAUGGCACAGAUUGCAGAGGCCCUCCUGCAGGCUGGUGCCAACCCCAACAUGCAGGACAGCAAGGGCAGGACUCCCUUGCACUUGUCCAUCAUGGCCAGGAAUGAAUACGUGUUCAAUCAGUUGCUGCAGUGUAAACAAUUAGAUUUGGAACUGAAAGACCACGAGGGCAGCACAGCUCUGUGGCUUGCGGUGCAGUAUAUCACUGUGUCAUCCGACCAGUCUGUAAACCCCUUCGAAGACCUUCCUGUGGUUAAUGGGACUUCGUUUGAUGAAAACAGCUUUGCGGCCAGACUUAUUCAGCGUGGCAGCAACACCAAUGCACCCGAUAUGGUCACAGGAAAUUGCUUACUGCAACGGGCAGCUGAAGCAGGAAAUGAGGCAGCAGCUCUUUUCCUGGCAACCAGUGGUGCCUAUGUCAACCACAGAAAUAAGUGGGGAGAAACCCCAUUGCACACAGCCUGUCGACAUGGCCUGGCCAACCUCACUGCAGAGCUCCUGCAGCAAGGUGCCAACCCGAACCUGCAGACUGAGGACGCUCUGCCUUUGCCGAAGGAGGCUGCAUCCCUGCCCAGCUCCAUGGGCAGUGUGUAUCUGCAGACACCGCUGCACAUGGCCAUUGCCUAUAAUCAUCCAGACGUGGUGUCUGUCAUCCUGGAGCAGAAAGCCAAUGCUCUUCAUGCCACCAACAACUUGCAAAUCAUUCCGGACUUCAGCCUCAAGGAUUCUCGAGACCAGACUGUGCUGGGCCUGGCAUUAUGGACAGGCAUGCACACGAUUGCAGCCCAGUUGCUGGGCUCCGGGGCGUGCAUUAACGACACCAUGUCCGACGGGCAGACGUUGCUGCACAUGGCCAUGCAGCGGCAGGAUAGCAAGAGUGCACUCUUUCUCCUGGAGCACCAGGCGGAUAUAAAUGUCAGGACUCAGGAUGGGGAGACAGCCCUUCAGCUUGCCAUCAAAAAUCAGCUUCCGCUUGUAGUGGAUGCCAUAUGCACUCGAGGAGCGGACAUGUCUGUGCCAGAUGAGAAGGGGAGCCCUCCACUCUGGCUCGCUUUGGCAAAUAGUCUGGAGGACAUCGCGUCGACUCUGGUCAGACAUGGUUGUGAUGCCACAUGCUGGGGUCCAGGACCUAGCGGGUGUCUUCAGACCCUCCUGCACAGAGCCAUUGAUGAAAACAAUGAGUCCAUCGCCUGCUUUCUUAUUCGCAGUGGCUGCGAUGUGAAUAGUCCCAGACAGCCUGGUGCUAAUGGAGAAGGAGAAGAAGAGGCCAGAGAUGGGCAGACCCCCUUGCACUUGGCAGCCUCCUGGGGCCUGGAAGAGACGGUGCAGUGUCUUCUGGAGUUUGGUGCCAAUGUAAAUGCACAGGAUGCAGAAGGAAGAACGCCUGUCCACGUGGCCAUCAGCAACCAACACAGUGUCAUCAUUCAGUUGUUGAUUUCUCACCCUGAUAUCCACUUGAAUGUACGAGACAGACAAGGGCUGACCCCUUUUGCCUGUGCAAUGACCUACAAGAACAACAAGGCAGCCGAGGCCAUCCUGAAACGAGAGUCUGGGGCUGCAGAGCAAGUGGAUAACAAGGGCCGGAAUUUUCUUCACGUGGCAGUUCAGAACUCUGAUAUUGAAAGUGUCCUGUUCCUGAUCAGCGUCCAGGCUAAUGUGAAUUCCAGAGUCCAGGAUGCUUCCAAGUUGACCCCUUUGCACCUUGCCGUCCAAGCAGGCUCAGAGAUUAUUGUCCGCAAUUUGCUUCUUGCAGGAGCCAAGGUGAAUGAAUUAACCAAGCAUCGCCAGACCGCCCUCCAUCUUGCUGCCCAGCAGGACCUGCCCACCAUCUGCUCGGUCCUCUUGGAGAAUGGAGUGGACUUUGCUGCUGUGGAUGAGAAUGGAAAUAAUGCUCUUCAUCUUGCUGUCAUGCACGGUCGGCUCAACAACAUCCGGGUCCUCCUGACAGAGUGCAACGUGGACGCCGAAGCCUUUAACCUAAGAGGCCAGUCGCCACUGCACAUUUUGGGACAAUAUGGCAAAGAGAAUGCAGCAGCCAUCUUUGAUCUCUUCUUAGAGUGCAUGCCUGAGUAUCCUCUAGAUAAACCAGAUGCAGAAGGAAACACAGUGCUGCUCUUAGCAUACAUGAAGGGGAAUGCCAACUUGUGUCGUGCCAUUGUCCGAUCUGGGGCUCGCCUCGGGGUGAAUAAUAACCAAGGAGUCAACAUCUUCAACUACCAGGUUGCCACCAAGCAGCUUCUCUUUAGACUGUUAGAUAUGCUGUCCAAGGAGCCUCCGUGGUGUGACGGCUCCAACUGCUACGAGUGCAUGGCCAAGUUUGGAGUCACAACUCGCAAGCAUCACUGUCGUCACUGCGGACGUCUUCUUUGCCAUAAAUGUUCGACCAAGGAGAUUCCCAUUAUAAAGUUUGAUCUGAACAAGCCUGUGCGAGUCUGCAACAUUUGCUUUGAUGUGCUGACUUUGGGCGGGGUCUCUUAGUGAGCCCCUAGGAGGGUCCAGGCCACCUCCCCAGUCGGCUCCCCUGCAGCUGCUCUGCUCACCAGCCUGACCCCACCCAGAGCAGGAGCUGGCAAUCGUCUUCCUGCGGCAAUAGACUGGAACAGACAAUUAAGGACCAUGGUGUGAUAGAUCCCGUUUCAGGUGACUCUGUGAUUGUCAUGUGUCAGACUGUGACUGAAUUCACUAGGUGUCUCACUCAUUGGACCAGACCAUUAGCCUAAGUGGUACAUGUGAUAGGAAUUAGACCCCAUUCUGCUACAACAUAUAAGAACACUUCUAAAGCCAUUUUCCCUCCCAGUAGCCUAGUGUCCAUCUCAGAGCGUUCGUGAAGCCUCCCUGCCUGGGCAGACUUACUGAAGUAGGGAGCUGGUGUCUAGCUGCUCUGAGGGCUGGCUUUGCUCCAGGGGAAGUGGCUUUGGACUUUACUGCAGUUUUUUCAUAAAGAUCAUAGGAUCCUCUUACCUUGAAGAAUUUUUUUUUUUAAGCUAAGCUGUAUUUAUAUUGAGCUACCCCUUUAAAAAAGGUGAAAUCUUUCUAAACAGGGUUCAAAGAUGAGAGCUGAAAAAUUGUGGCCUUAACAACUGAAAGCUUUACCAGUAUUCAUGCUACUUGGGUGUCAGCAGUGCAGUUUGGCAGCUGGACACCUCCUGGCAGCCGUCUCCUCUCACCUUGCUGUGACCUGUCUUUGGAGUCCUCAGUCACUCUGCCACCAGGGAGUGGUGGAGGAAAUGCACUUUUAUUGUGCUGCACUUUUUAUAUAGCUGCAUUAUUGGUGAUUGCAAUGUAAAAACCCAUAUUCAAAAAUACGUCCAUGCAUCAGUGAUUCUAAUGAUCAGCUCUGACUGGACCUCAGUUCACACUAAGUCUUAAAGGAGAAACUUUUGCAGAGAAUCAUUUGGAGCAAGAGUCAUAUGGGCCAAGGGAUGAGAAGUGGGGUCUCCAGCUUCAGGUGGGAGGUCCCAUCUCCUUGACACGAGUGCUUCUUGCUGAAACCUUCCCUAGUUAUGCUGUGAAUGCUGUUGGUCCCAGCUCCCAGUUCUGUGUAGCUUGCUCUGCCCCAGAAGAGCCAACAGCUGAAGGCCCUGGCCAAACAUGUGUGACCUGGUUUUGGAAGGCUCUGGCUUGGAUGCUGAAUGAGGCCCCAGACCUUAUUGAGCCUUUGUCGCUGCUAGUACACAUGUUAACCCUGAGGUGUUACACUUCUUUUUAAGGUUUGGCCAGUUUUUUUAACAGUGCACAUUUAAAGAGAAACUUACCACUGCUUUAAAAAACAAAAAAACUCUGAGAUGAACGAUAUAUGUUGUACAGUGAUACUCAGAGAUUAACAAUCUCAAAUCAUACAUACUGAUUUUUUUCAUUUAAUAGCCACUACAUGUUUUCUGCAUUAAUGAAGUAUGGAUAUAUGUUUAAAAGGGACUAAAUAUUUUUUGCAACAGCCUGCUUUUUUAUUUGUUUGUGUUUGGAUAGUGGUUAUGUCCUCGAUGUUGCUGUAGAUUUUUUCAUUCUGUUGCCUAAAUAUGUGUGUAAAAUGAGCUGAUAAACCGGAGUGCUACUUUUUUUUACUAUUUCUGUGAUUUAUACAAUAUAUAUGCUUUCUAUGUUAAUAUGAGCUUGUGCACAAUGUUUAAAAGAAAAAUUAGAAGAGUUGGGGAACUAAAAGUCUGUGACAUAUUUCAUAUAGAAUUUUUAUAGAAAAACUAGUCUUGUCAAACAUUGACCAUGUGAGGCAUGUGGUCAGUUUCCAUUUUCUGUGGCCCGAAAGGCCCUCAAGGAAAGUAGGGCCUGGUUGAUUGAUUUUUUUUUUUUUUUAAUUAUAAAGUAAGAUAGCUAUGAUUCAGAUAUGGAUUGAGGUGGUUGGUACUUUUAUACUUGUUCUUUUAACAUUCGUGGUGGAGAGAGGAGGAUGGGAAUUCAAUCAGGGAUGAGGCUGCCCUACCAUACCAAUUUCAAUAACAAUCUUGCCUCUAAUUGCACUUAAAAUCAUGUUUAAAAUACGUUGAGUCUAGUAAUAGCGAUGGUACUGGGCAGCUGUGGAUUAGGGGAACAUUGGUGAGUUUCGCACUAGUGGUCUUGUAGACCUAGGAAAAACACCUUUCCACAGUCUUAGGAAAUCUCCCUGACCAUGCUGAUGCUCACUGGGCUUCACUCUACAGGUCCCUUGAGUGGUGGCUGCCCUGGUGGGCUCGUCCCAUACACUGCCCGGCUGGGACUUGACACCUCUUAGUCCCCUUUGUGCUCUCCAAGAUGACAAGACUUGACUACAGAACUCUCUAGCUGUUCCUGUUAAGUUUUAAUUUAUAACUUAAAUACUUGGAGCAAAAACUCAAUUUUAUUCAUUCAGAAAGUUGCCCAUUGUGAAUGAGUAGAACAGGAAGAAUAAACUUCAUUGAAAUAUAAUUUGCUGCAUCAAUCAACAUUGUUUUGCGGAAUUAGCUUUUUAGCUGCCUCUUGCUCAUCACCGGAUUUAUUAUACAGUGUAUUUUUAACAGUUUUUUUUUUAAGAUGAAGGUACAAACCAUGUGCUGUAUAUAAAUCCAAUGCCUAAACUAACUUGCUCUGAUCCUAUAACACAGAAAUUUCCCACAAACUUAAGUGCCUACACGUAGGACAUUUUUCCAGUUAUGUUUUUAGUGGUGUCUCACCAAAUGAUGUAUUAGAACAUGUGUUCAAUUUGGAGUUUGUUGCCUGUGCACUGUCAACCCCAAUGACCAGUUUAGUGGAGGCUGGAUUAGAUUGCCCAGUUCACCUGCCACUCUCUCUCCACGAGUGGGGUUCCUGUGACUGUUAGUCCUCUACCUCAGAGCCCUGAGUCAUUUCUGACCACCCUGUUCAGCGUCCUCACUCUUCUCCCUGAGUGGGGUCCCUGCAUGGAGCUCAGCGUGCGGUGGGAUCACCACCACUCCCAGUUCAUGUUCCCCACCUGUUGUAUUGAACGGUGUUGUGCAAAUCUUGUCUAUAGGCAUAUAGUGGAGGGAAAGUCUUAGGAGGGGAGAGCCUUGAUCUCCAUCUAGGUUUCUUUAAUCUGGAGAAAAAGAACACUGUUGAACUUCAGAAUGUUUAGCUAUGAAAGGCAAAAUAACUCCCCAGGGACCACCUGAGCAAGUGAAUAUAACUUCCACGAAUAGACCCACUUGGAGUUUCCAGGUUGAGGCUGUGAAGGAGCUCCUGCAACAAGCUUUGUUCUAGGCCCUGGGACUGCUUCCCUCAGGACAAGCCCCAGAAGCACUGGGCAUUGCAAGCCCAGCCCCUCCUAAUCCAAAGAAGCAAAGCUCCCCACUCCCAGCGGGGAGAGGAGGAAGCAGAGGGGACCCAACUUUCAAAAGAGGGUUGGAAGCCACAUUUCCAUUUUGUGGAAGUAAUUUAGUGAAGAGCUAAUUAUUUGACAAGAUAUUAGCUUAACACUUAUUCAAUUCCCAGAAGUUGUCAUAGAUGCCUUAAAGACUUUUUUUUUUUUUUUGGAAGAUCAUUGCCUGUGUUUCUUUUUUGUAUGGCAUAAAUAAUAUAUUAACCUGUUAAAAUUGACAACAUUGGUUUUCUGUAGCUAGGAAGUCUCAGGUUGGCAGACUGCUUGACUAUGGCUGUCCUUUUUUGGCAGAUGUGUGGAGUUGGCUGUUACCAAGGGAGAGGGCAGUAACUGGGCAGAAACUGCAGGAUCAUGUUUGGGUUGAUCACCUUGGCUUUCGAGCCGUUUGGGGUGGGACAAUGGCAUCAUGUAGGACCAUGGCACUUAUCAGCAUUGUUUCUUUGGAGUUCGUGUAAUGGAAUGUAUUUUUCAAAUAUUGAUAUUUGCAUUUUCUGUAACAAUUCCUUAUAAUAAAAUGAGGUAAAAUUGUGCAUUUAAAGUGGAAACUUUAAUAAGACAUUUGUAGUUACUUUUA